This is a messenger RNA of Penicillium egyptiacum, 1191 nucleotides long. The record is from the annotation of a GenBank genome assembly. Lineage: Eukaryota; Fungi; Ascomycota; Eurotiomycetes; Eurotiales; Aspergillaceae.
AUGGAAUACCAGGGCAUGCGCACACUUGAGAAACUCGGCGUACACAAUGCCCUAACAGACGAAGUCGGGUUCAGAGGCCCAAGUGGAAUCCCACAGAUAUUCCGCCACUGGAAAACGGACCAAGUCGUGUCCAUAGACACCCACACUAACGUCCCUAACCCCCGUCACCAUACUACCCGCUUCCACCGCGGCCAUCUACACUCUGCUCUGCUUGAGCAUGUCCCUAGAGAGUCGAUCCACUUAGGCAAGAAGAUUGUGCGCGCGGAAGCUGACCAGGGUGGUGUUUCGUUGUAUUUCGAGGAUGGGGGUAAUGCCCAUGGAGACAUCCUCAUUGGGGCAGAUGGGAUUCGAUCGAGUGUCAGACAAUCGUUCAUCCCGGAUUAUAAGCUACGGUUCAGUGGGAAGAUAUUCAUGAGGGCGACGUUUGAUGCCUCGUUGGUAGCGGGCAAGAUCCCUGAUUUGCCUGCUGAUUCGAUACACUGGUGGGGUCCUAAAGACAACUUCUUUGCGUCUCGGCUGGGCAAAGACCAGUACACUACCGUUGGAGCAUACGAUGACCCGCGCUCAGCAGAGGAAGUGGAGAAAAGCAUUUCGUGGGAUCAACUUGGCAAUGUGGAGUUCUUAAGAGAGAGAUACAAGGACUGGAAUCCCACGGUCAAAGCCCUGACAGAGCUCACACCAUCCACAAAUCUUUAUCCCAAUUUCGCAGGAGAUGCUCUCCAAAACUGGGUCUUUGGGCCGCGAGUGACUCUAGUCGGAGACGCAGCCCACGCGCACGGCGGUGCCUUCGCAGCCGGAGGCUCGCUGGCACUAGACGACUCCCUCGCUCUUGGCCUUGCAUUCAAAGAAGUGUUCUCUUCGAGAAAGGCCACGUUCUCAGCUAGAAAUAUCAACGAGGCAUUGGGGCUGUACAGUCAAACCAGGCAGCCGCAUACAGCUCGGUUGCUGGGUAUUGUGCACAGCCAGAUCGACAAGAAAGGUACUAUCUUUGCGACAGGCGAAGAAGAGGAUGCUGCUCUUGUUGCUCGAAUGACCGGCAGACCAAAUACGGAAUGGCUAUCGGAACACGAUGCUGAAGCUGCAUUCGACGCUGUCGUUGAACAACUGGAAGGGGCGCAGCGACAGGUACGCCUUGCUCGGCCGGAAACAAAGAUAGAUAGAGACAUCCAACCUCAGGGAAGCAAGUUAUAG